CUUACGUCAGAUAAGACUCAUAGAGGCCGUUUGUUUAUAGAGAUAUGCCGUAUAUAGGAGCGUAUUUCGACUACGUAUAUUUACUGCAAGUGAUCGAUACUGAAUGAAUUUCAGUUUCAUUCUGCCAUCAUGGCUGGUUUAGUUUAGGAACGGGACUACAUUUUAUAAUAGUAUUCCAGUAAUCCGCAAUGGCGCCUGUGGUGGGCAGCAGCGACCUCGUGGUGGAGGGCCGGCAGAUAAGACCGGUGCCGCCCUACCCCGGGUUCGACAUAGACGGAACAUACAGGGCUGAGUCCCCGGUUCCCCGGGUAAAGGGCUUAGGGGAGGAGUUCUGGACUCGAAAUCGAGGCUCCAUCGACGAUUGGGCGUUCUACGGCGAGAGUAUGGCGAGUCCCCGGCCAGAGCCGCGGUGUCCGACGGCGGAGGCCACGGCCAACUGGACAUAUGGUCGUAACGGAAGUAUCAAGCCGUUGAUAGACGGCGUGGCGACUCCUCGGCCGGAAACAGCGCCUCCGAGGAUAAAGAUUGAAGGAGAGGCGAUCGCGACCGUCAGCCGUGGUGGUCGAAUGUGUCGUCUGCUUACCAAGUAUGCCGAAGAGGGUGCCUCUCCAAGGGUACCACGCGUUAAACCGGAAGCCGAAGAAACAGCGGAAGUUCACAAAGGGGGCCGUAUGGAAAAACUCGUUCACAGUUACGGUAAACUGCCGCUUUCCGCGCGUGCCGUACCACGCGUGAAACCCGAAGCAGAAGAUAAUGCGGAGCUUGGCAAGGGCAAACGCAUGAGUAACCUGGUACAUAAAUACGGUCGCAUUCCGCUGUCUGCGCGCGACCCACCGAGGGUUAAACCGGAAGCUGAAGAUAACGCUGAACUAGACAAGGGGAAAAGGAUGGGCAAGCUGAUUCACAGCUAUGGCCGUAUGCCCCUUUCGGCGCGUGCAGUCCCCAGAGUUAAGACCGAAGGUGAAGAGAACGCCAGAUUAGGCUCUGGUUUCCGGAUGGACAGACUGGUGCACAGUUGCGAGACGCUGCCUCGAUCCCCGCGUUCCCCUCUCAGAGUGAAGCACAUAGAGGGAAAUAACAAUAGUUUCAGGGGUAGGGGAAGCAUGGGAAAGAUAUUCAGGGACAUGGGAAGAAGAACGUGUAUAUUCCAACCUGGUGUGAAGAAAUCUUCGUAUCUAAAGACAUCAAUGAUGUAGCGAUACCGAAACUUUUUUAAGUUGUUCGCAUCAGUCAGUAACAUGCGAGUUUGUUAUUUGUUUACGUGUUUCUGGUCGCUUAUAAGCAGUAUUUUAUGACAAUUUGUCACGUGAGUUUGUAAUAUUGUUUUAUUUAGAAAACAAUGCAUACAUACGCAUACCUGUGA
Dreissena polymorpha is the source of this 1363-nucleotide messenger RNA. RefSeq lists its product as uncharacterized. The record is from RefSeq and is a predicted model, not a curated record. NCBI's taxonomy places the organism in Eukaryota, Metazoa, Mollusca, Bivalvia, Myida, Dreissenidae. The transcript has 2 exons. Bases 189 to 1196 code for a protein of 335 amino acids.